ACGCGUAUCGACUGGAUGCGUCUGCGCACGCCUAGGAAGCGAAGGGGAUAAAUAGCGCACGCGCGCCUUUCUACUUCCCUUCUACAUCGGCUCGGAGACAAAAUGUCCCACCGCAAGUUUUCAGCUCCCAGGCAUGGGUCUUUGGGCUUUCUGCCUCGCAAGCGUAGCCGUCGGCACAGAGGCAAGGUGAAGAGCUUUCCUAAAGAUGACCCCAGCAAGCCCAUCCACCUCACUGCAUUUCUUGGAUACAAAGCUGGCAUGACCCACAUUGUCCGUGAAGUUGACAGACCUGGCUCCAAGGUCAACAAGAAAGAAGUUGUUGAGGCAGUUACUGUGGUGGAAACCCCUCCCAUGGUGAUUGUGGGGAUUGUCGGCUAUGUUGAAACUCCCCGUGGCCUUCGCACCUUCAAGACCAUCUUUGCCGAGCAUAUCAGCGAUGAGUGCAAGCGUCGGUUCUACAAGAACUGGCAUAAGUCCAAGAAGAAGGCCUUUACCAAGUACUGCAAGAAGUGGCAGGAUGAAGAAGGCAAGAAACAACUGGAGAAGGACUUCAACAGCAUGAAGAAGUACUGCCAGGUUAUCAGGGUCAUAGCUCACACUCAGAUGCGAAUGCUUCCACUUCGGCAAAAGAAGUCUCACUUGAUGGAAAUCCAGGUGAAUGGUGGCACUGUAGCUGAGAAGGUGGAUUGGGCUCGAGUGAAGCUGGAGCAGCAAGUGCCCGUGUCGACUGUCUUUGGCCAGGAUGAAAUGAUUGAUGUCAUUGGCGUCACAAAGGGCAAGGGGUACAAAGGUGUUACCAGCCGAUGGCACACCAAAAAACUGCCCCGUAAGACUCACAGGGGUCUGCGUAAAGUGGCUUGUAUUGGUGCUUGGCAUCCUGCUCGUGUGGCCUUCUCUGUGGCUCGAGCUGGUCAGAAGGGGUACCAUCACCGCACAGAAAUCAAUAAGAAGAUCUACAAGAUUGGCCAAGGAUACACAAUCAAGGAUGGCAAGCUGAUCAAAAACAAUGCUUCAACAGAGUAUGAUCAGUCUGACAAGAGUAUUAAUCCUCUGGGCGGAUUUGUCCAUUAUGGUGAAGUGACCAAUGAUUUUAUCAUGUUGAAAGGCUGUGUUGUUGGGACCAAGAAGAGAGUUCUCACUCUGCGCAAGUCCUUGCUUGUGCAGACCAAGCGUCGGGCCCUGGAGAAGAUUGACUUGAAAUUUAUUGACACCACUUCCAAAUUUGGUCAUGGCCGCUUCCAGACAGCUGAGGAGAAGAAGGUUUUCAUGGGACCACUCAAGAAAGAUCGCAUUGCCAAAGAAGAGACCGCUUAAUUUCUGGAAUGCUGUUCUGGCUUGUAGUCUUAUAAUAAAACUACAAAUAUCAAAUACA
Podarcis muralis (Common wall lizard) is the source of this 1372-nucleotide messenger RNA. RefSeq names its product ribosomal protein L3 (gene RPL3). Gene Ontology annotation, biological process: translation. Gene Ontology annotation, cellular component: ribosome; cytosolic large ribosomal subunit. The record is from RefSeq and is a predicted model, not a curated record. Gene Ontology annotation, molecular function: RNA binding; structural constituent of ribosome. Lineage: Eukaryota; Metazoa; Chordata; Lepidosauria; Squamata; Lacertidae.